Cotesia glomerata is the source of this 1057-nucleotide messenger RNA. Its product is annotated as protein YIPF6. The record is from RefSeq and is a predicted model, not a curated record. Gene Ontology annotation, cellular component: membrane; trans-Golgi network. NCBI's taxonomy places the organism in Eukaryota, Metazoa, Arthropoda, Insecta, Hymenoptera, Braconidae. The coding region runs from base 175 to 888 and encodes 237 amino acids. The transcript has 7 exons. Gene Ontology annotation, biological process: endoplasmic reticulum to Golgi vesicle-mediated transport.
UGAAAUUCAAAACUAUUAAUUGUUAUAUAUUUCCAAAUAGUUAAAAUUGAAUCAAAAGCCGAAUGAAUUUUUGCUCAGUUGUUAUUACGGCACUUUAUUAAAUUUUUUAAUAAAUGUUUAAAAAAAUAAAAAAAAAAUAUUGAUAGUUUAUUGUAAAAAAUAUUUUCAUUAAAAAUGGAUCCGAUGUCAUCAACAAAUGAAAUCGGAAUGCAUGAUACUAAAUUGGACAUGUAUGACGAUGUAUUAUACAAUAUUGAUCCUCAAAAUGUCGAAGGAGAAAUGACCGUAGGAAGUACAAGACAGCAAGCUAAUCUUGGAGAACCUGAAUUUAAUACUUUAGAUGAACCUAUUAAGGAUACGAUUCUCAGAGAUCUUAAGACAGUUGGUAACAAAUUUUACCAUGUUAUUUAUCCAAAAGAAAAGUCAAGCUUACUUAAAGAAUGGGAUCUUUGGGGUCCUUUGGUGUUAUGUACGUUCAUGGCAAUGAUCUUGCAAGGUUCUGCUGAUGAUACAAAUUCAAAUGAUGGUGGACCAGAGUUUGCAGAAGUAUUUGUAAUAGUAUGGAUUGGAUCGAUGAUCGUAACAUUAAAUUCUAAACUAUUGGGAGGAAAUAUAUCGUUUUUCCAAAGUGUUUGUGUCCUGGGUUAUUGUCUAUUACCAACGACAAUAGCUCUCAUUGUAUGUAAAAUUAUUCUUCUAUUUGAACAAACAACUUAUUUAUUUUUUAUUCGCUUAGUUGUUGUAAUUGUUGGAUUUGCUUGGGCCACUUACGCGUCAACGGCUUUUCUUGGUGACAGUCAACCACCUCAACGGAAACUUCUGGCAAUAUAUCCAAUAUUUUUGUUUUAUUUCAUUAUUUCCUGGUUAAUUAUUUCUCAUUCCGCAUAAAGUGAAUCUCAAUCUUUCCGAGAUUAAUCUAUGCACAAAUCAAUGAUUUUAAUAUAAAAUUUUAAGAAGACCGAAUUCCAGCAUUUAACUAAGUGAAGGUAUUUUUUGUUCUAAGUUAAAAUAAUGUAUAUGAAACAUACUGAUUGAUGAAAUUAAUAUUUAAAUAUCA